CUCUACAAAUACCCCAUAUUAUCACACAGUCUCUGCACAACACUAGUACUGUACAUCAGAAAACAGCCUCUUCAAAACAACUCACACAGGAAGAAAGGAAGAAUCUCAACAAACACUUCAUCAUUUUUGAAGUUUUCGAAUCAAGUCUAGCGGACAACUAAUAUAAGAAUGGGAUCUGCUGGAGUCCAUAUUGUGUGUGUGGCCCUCGGGGUCUUGGGCUUGAUCGGGACCAUCGUAUGCUGCGCUGUCCCACGCUGGAGGGUGUCCUCUUUCACGGGAUCCAACAUCGUGACUGCACAGAGCACUCAAGGGGGCCUGUGGAAAAACUGUGUGGUGCAGAGUACCGGCCAGCAGCAGUGCAAGAACUACGACUCCCUGCUGGUCCUGCCCUCUGACCUGCAGGCCUCCCGUGCCAUGACCAUCAUCGCCUGCAUGUUGAGCAGCCUCUGCAUCCUGAUGCUCUUCUGUGGGGCCGACUUCACCACCUGCAUAGAGAACGAAGCUGUCAAGCCCAAGAUCGGCCUGGUGUCUGGGAUUGGCAUGAUUCUGUCGGGCCUUUUGGUGAUCAUCGCUGUCAGCUGGUCCGCCCACAAUAUUGUGCGGGAUUUCAACGACCCCAUGGUCCAUGCUAACCAGAAGAAGGAGCUCGGAGCAUGUAUCUUUGUGGGUUGGGGGGCCGGCGUGCUGCUCCUUCUGGCCGGAGGUCUGCUCUGCUGCUUCAGCAGGCCCAACUCUGGCUCCGGUGGAACCGCCAAGUACUACAGCAACAGCGCUGCCUCUGCCCCCAAUAAAAACUACGUGUAGUAGAUCCUUUAUAAAAGGGACUGGUGUUAGACAGAUAAUAUGUGAGGUGGAUUUAGUUGGUGAAAGACUGGCGAACAACAAAGUAGAUUACAUAAGGGGUUGUUUUGGGAAAUCUGAACAAAUGUAAAUAUUGAAACCAAUUUUUUUCUUUCACAGUCAUAGUUAUGCUGGUGAUGUUUAAAUCGUAGAUCUGUUUUACUAUAGGUGCUGGGUUGGGCAUUAGCUAGUUGGAGGUACACGGAAAAACAAAUGUUAUACAUGCUGUAAAUUACACAGAUUUUGCGAUCCUAGAAUAAGCUGUUGUAUUUGGGUUGCUGUACAAAAUAAAUGAUAUUGAUAAUGAUAUUGUAGCUGAAAGAUUUAUGCAUUUCCUUUAUUUUUCUUGGAAUAUUUGACUUUCAAAGCUUCUUUAAAAAGAACCGCCCACGUGCAAAUCUAAAUGUGAGAUUCGGAAAAUGUAAAAAGAAAAAUCAUCUGAUAAGCUAAACAUGAAACUAAUUGUCCAGCCUCUUAAGACAAAUGCAUUAUUUGUAUGUAGUUUGGAUAAAACAUUCUGAUUAUAUUACAUGUGUUAUCAUUUAUAUUACGUCUUCUUCUUUUCAAUCUUGUUUUUAUUAUUCAUAUUCAGAAAAAGCUGCUGUACUUCCGUCAGCUUCAGGGAGCAUCUGAGUCACUUGUUUCUCUAAUUAUAUGACAUUUCAAUUUGCUCUGUACCAUUUGCUAUUUCUCAUUUUGUAUUUUUUCUCAUUUUGUAUGAUGAUGAAUAAAAAGGAUUACAAUUUGGCAUAAUUCAAACA
Notothenia coriiceps (black rockcod) is the source of this 1601-nucleotide messenger RNA. RefSeq names its product claudin i (gene cldni). The transcript is spliced from 3 exons. The coding region runs from base 169 to 804 and encodes 211 amino acids. The record is from RefSeq and is a predicted model, not a curated record. NCBI's taxonomy places the organism in Eukaryota, Metazoa, Chordata, Actinopteri, Perciformes, Nototheniidae. Gene Ontology annotation, cellular component: membrane; bicellular tight junction. Gene Ontology annotation, molecular function: structural molecule activity.